Emiliania huxleyi CCMP1516 is the source of this 965-nucleotide messenger RNA. RefSeq lists its product as hypothetical. NCBI's taxonomy places the organism in Eukaryota, Haptophyta, Isochrysidales, Noelaerhabdaceae. The record is from RefSeq and is a predicted model, not a curated record. The transcript has 2 exons. Bases 1 to 831 code for a protein of 276 amino acids.
AUGCCAGUCGCGUUCCUCUUCUCGAUCGCAUACCUGGGCCCGCCUCGGGCCGUCACCUUUGGCGCGGAGCUGCUCGCUCCGCGGCCCGCCGCCGAGGCGACGCUCCGCGCCCUGCGGGCUGGCGGCGUGUCGCACCUGGCCGCCGUGAGUGGCGGCGACGGCGAGGGCGCUGCGGCAGCCGCGCUGGUCGCGUGCGGCGCGCUCGACGGCGUCGUGCCGUGCACGCCGUCGGGCGAGCCGGCGGCGCCGCCCGAGGUGCUUCGCGCGGCCGCGAUCGAGCAGUGGGUGCACGUUUGCUCGACGGUGCCUCAGCUGGCGGCUGCGAAGCGUGCGGGCGCGCGGACCGUCUGGCUGAACGAGCGCGCGGCGGGCGACGAGAACUCGCGCGGCUUCGACGGUCCCGCGGGCGAGGCGUCCUCCUACCUCGCGCGCGGCGUCAUCGCCGACCUGGCGGGCGCCGUCUGCGCGCGGCUGGACGAGGUGGAGGCCGCGCUGCAGCGGGCGCAGCAGCGUCACGAGGCCGAGGUUGCGCAGAGGAAGGGCGCGGGCGGCGACGACGACGCCGCCGACGCGCUGGCGAGGCUGCGCGGCUCGCUUCCAGGCGCGCGCGCCGCCGGUGACGGGGCGGGUUCGGACGGGGCGGGCGCCGCGUCUGGGCCCACGGACUGGGAUGCCGUCCUCGCCGCGCCGGGCGACGCGGGCGACGCGGGCGACGCGGGCGACGCCGAUCUGCGAGGAGAGUGCCCCUCCUGCGGCGCAAGGCUGGCCCCGGCGGCGCGCUUCUGCAGCGAGUGCGGACACUCGACCGUGGUGCAGACGGUGAGGCUAUGAGGGUCCACUCGGCGGGUAGGAAGAUGCCACAUCCUGACCCUCAAGUAGCGCGCACUCGAGCCGAGAGGCACAGGCCACGCAACUCUCUUUGUGGGUUUGUUCAUUUUGCAUGGUAGUAUGAAAAAUGAACGAAG